This is a messenger RNA of Seminavis robusta, 687 nucleotides long. The record is from the annotation of a GenBank genome assembly. Lineage: Eukaryota; Bacillariophyta; Bacillariophyceae; Naviculales; Naviculaceae.
AUGCCAAGGACCAAAGACGGCAGUCCCAAUGUUGAAGCAUUCCCUUACCACUGGAGUGACAAGAAGGGCCAAUCUGUAGUCAGCCAAUUGCUCACUACAAGAUGCACUGGUGACAUGGACAGCACUUACUCAGAGGAGGGCAUGGUUCAGCUAGAGCUUCUACAGGUUGAUGCAGAAGGUGUAGCUGUUUCUGAUUCACCAACAACUGUCUUUGUUCAAGAGUACACAUCAGCGGCUGGUGCACUGGGCCCUUUUGGGUGGUUUGACUUUCAGGUGAACUGCAAUUGCACUGAUAAUGUGCCAACCCAGGCUCCCUCGGUAACUGGUGGUCCAAGCACAACUCACUCUCCCAACAGGCUCCCCAACUACAUCCCUGUGGACGUCCCGACAGGCUCCCCAACUACAUCCACAUCAGGCUACCCAUCGGACAUUCAACAGGCUACCCCACUCGUCCCCAACAGCAUAUCCAACCGGACAUCCAACGGGCUACCCAACAGGCUACCCCACUUCGUCCCCAACACAUAUCCAACCGGACAUCCAACGAGCUACCCACAGGCUACCCCUUCGUCCCCAACAGCAUAUCCAACAGGACAUCCAACGGGCUACCCAACAGCAUCUCCAACAGACCACACCACUUUGUCCCCAACAGGAUUUCCAACUGCAUCGCCAACAGGAAGCCAUCCAUAG